Molecule: messenger RNA, 9023 nt
Organism: Cinara cedri
Lineage: Eukaryota; Metazoa; Arthropoda; Insecta; Hemiptera; Aphididae
Source: the annotation of a GenBank genome assembly
AUGGAAGACGUAAACACUGAAAUCAUGCAACCUGCUUUACAUCGUUUGUGGGCCAAGCGCCAGGGUACAAUCUUAAGUCCUAUGCAUGCAAUUCGUGAUGAAAUCUUGGACCAGGAUCAAUAUGCAUCAUUAUUUGAUAAUCAGGUUAGUUUAUAGUCAAAAUAUUAAAAUUAAAAUUCUUAUGUUUUUAAAAGAAAAAAAAAUUAAUUUUUAUUUCAAAUAAUUACCAUUUAUAGACUGUAGUUGUAAUCAGUUAGUUAAAUUCAAGAAAUUUGUAUGAGAUAAAUGGUAUUAUUGUUCAAUUGUACUAUUAAUUUUUGUAAUAUUACAAAAUCAAUGAUUUUAAUAAUUUCAGCAUUAAUGUAUUAAACACAGACAAAUUAAAUCUAUUAAUUUUUCAAAAUCAGUAAAUUAAAUAAAUAUACUUGAACAUUAGUUACUACACGUUUAAAUAAUUGUCUUAUAUUAGUAAGGUUAGUGUAAAAAAAAAAAAAAUGGUAAAAUGUUAAAAUUAUAAUAAAGGUAUAGGUAAUAAUAAAUACAUUCUUACUAAGGAAAUAAUAUAUUCAUGAUAAUAAUUUGUAAUAAAUAUUAAUAAGUGAAUGUAAAACAAAUUUUUUUAAGGUCAUUAACUAUAGGUAUGUAUUUUUAAAUAAAUUGUGUAUACUAGUAUAUAUAUACUCUAGCUUGAACACAAUUUUGGUUAAAUGCCAAAAACAAUUGCAUCUAUUUAAUAUUUUUAUAAAUUCAUACACACUUCUAAAGUAAUAAAAGUAAACUUUUUAAAAUUAAAAUUAAAAUAUUAAAUAAUUAUUAUUUCAUGAAAAAUGUUUAUAAAAAAAUGGCAUUUUAUUGUUUUAUAGCUGAAACACCUAACUUAAAUUAUUUGAAUCAGCCAUUGUCUACUGUAAAAUUUUUAAAAUAAGGAUGUUGAUUGUUUUUCGUUCCUUUUUAUUGUUUAAAUUUUUGUUGACUUGUAGCAUUGCGAGAAACAUACAUUUUUUUAGAAUACUUUUCUAUAAUAGUUUUAAAGGGUCUUUAACCUUUUUUUUACUAAGGCAAAAUCUGAAAUAUGCUUUGCUCUCGAGCCAAAUUUAUUUAGAGAAAGGUAAUAAAAUUAAAAAAAAAAAAAAAUACAAAUUAUUUUAUAAUUUAUUUAAUCAAUUUUACAAAGUAAGAAAAUUGUAAUAUAUUACAUGUUGAGAAGUUUGGAAUUGCUUGUUUUUUAACAUUUCUUGGUAGUUGGCACCAAAAUUGGUUGUUCCAAUCAGCAACAACACUUGUAAAUUGUCUAAAAUGUAUAAAUUGUUUCUAUACUUAGAUUAUAUCAAUAGGUUGGAGUCUAUCAAACAUAUAUUUACUUCUGAUGCAUAAAUUUUAAAUUUUCAGAAAUGUAUUUAUUAUUAAUAUUAAAAGUUGUAAUUACAUGCCAGGGUUGAAUUUAAUAAUUGAAACUUCAUAGAAUUUGAAUUUUAAUAAAUAAGAGAAAGGAGGAAGUAAAAUAUUAUAUGCAUGAUUAAAUAAUAUAAAGAAUAGGUAGUUUUUAUAAAUUAAGGUUUUAGUUUUAAUUAUUAUAAUCUGUUUUUUUUUUUUUUUUUAGUCAACUGAUGAACAAUUGUUUGGGGAUACAGUCAAGGCUAAAGAUGGAGUUCGUUACUUGGAAAAAGUUAGUAUUUUUUUAAAGUUGAUACUAUAUUAAAUUUGGUUUGUAAGUAAUAGAUAAAUAUCACAAUAUUCAAUAGAAUAUAUUAUAUAAAAUAAAUGAUUUAAUAUGUAAAAUAAUUUGCAAUUUUCUAAAUUUUUAAUUUAAAAUUAUUUCUAAAUUAGUAUUUUGAUUUUCAGACUUUAUUACAAUUUUAAUAUAUUAUAUGGAGAAAAUAAUUUAUUUUGAAAAUUUCAUUGAAUUUCUAAUUUUAAUUAAGUUCCUGAAAAAAGCCAUAAUAUAUCAAUUCAUUUUUAUAUUGUGAUUGAAUACUUGUAAUUGGAUGUUGUGUUCAUGAGGUUUCAAUAACACAUUCUUUUUCUACAAUUUAAUUUUAAUUUAUGAUUGCCUGGGGCUUCUGCGCCAUUAUAUUAAAACAAGUCAGUACUAUUUAAACAAUUGUCGAAUAGUUGUUCUUUUGAUUCAAUAGCAUUCCGUUGAGUUCUCAUAGUAUUCAAUGUGCACAUAUAUUAAAGUUUAUUUACGCCUAAAGCUAAUUUUAAAAAAAAUAUGAAGUUCAUGAACUCCUUUUACCAGAGCCCUGUUCUUGUCAGUUCAGGGUUGGUAAGUUAUUAUCUCUUGGUAAGUUGUUAGUAUGUUUAAACCAUUUGUAUUUUUUAAUGUAAGUAAUCACGUAUAUUAUUAUAAAAUGUAUAUACAUGGAUGUACGUGUGUGCACACAUUGAGUUGUUAAAUUUUAAUUAAUUAAACAUAAUUGAGCAAUUAUUGUAAUUAUUUAAUACACUUUUUAUAGAGUAUUGUUAACUUUAAUAUUACCUUGUUUUAUUGAAAUUGUUAAAAUUUGUAUUACUAUAUUUUUCAAAUACUAUAAAUAACAGCUCAAAUUGUGCAUUUCACAGACAGAUUGAUUAUGUAUUUUGGAUUACUAUAACUAUUUAUUUGGAUUCAACUGUCAUCAAUUCGGUGCCUGUUAAAAAAAAAAAAAAAAAUAUGUUCGCCAAUGUAAAUUCUGUUUACAGGACUCAUCAGUUACAUGCAUGGUUUUUAUAUCCAUGACGGACUCCAUAUUAGCAGAACGAAGUUGCUUGUGAGUUUUUGUUGCGACUAAAAAAUGACGUAUUUUCAUGAAAUACUGGCCAAGUAGCUUUACUACUUACAAAACUGUUUAGAAAACUUAAAACUAUAUACAUAAAUAUAUAUAUAUCUGAAUAUAUAAAUAUAUUUAUAUAUAUAUAUAUAAAUAUUAAACAAUGAUUGUACAUUUUAUCUAGAUAUUAUUAUCUAGUACGUACAGAUUUCAUGUGAUGAUUAACACAAGAUUCUCGUAUACACAAAUUAAAUACACAAAGCUCUCAGGUUUAAUAUAUAUUUUAAUGAGAACUAAAUUCAAACUAAAUAUAUUUAGAAUUUGAAAUUGAUUAAAAGUAUUUUUUACUUUUUGCUAAAAAUUUUAUUUUUAUUUAAAAUAUAUGGUUGUAAAAUAAAUUAUGUUAAUUUUUAAUGUUCUUUUGAUACAAUAUGAUUAACCCAAUUUAUGUUUGUUUUAAUCAAAUUUAAAUGCAUUUCCACAAUAAUGAUAUUCAAACUUUUUUUUCUUAUAUAUUGAUAUAGUUAUUGGGAAAUUAAAUCUGAGAGUUUUGAUGAAACAAAAUCCAUUAUUGACUUAAGUAUAAAACAAACAAUGAAUGAAUUGACAUACAUACUUUAUUUUAUAUCUACACAUUUUAUCCAUUAUUUUUCCUAAUCUUCUCCUGUAUAUAAUUCCUCACAUUACAUUUAUUUUUCAUAAAAAUUGCCGAGAGUUAAAAUCUUGAUUUUAAUAUCUACAUCAAGGUUUAUUUUAAUACAAAAUAUUAAGCAAAAAAAAAAAAAAAAACUACCAAUAUUAAAAUCUACAAUUCUAAAUCAUAUGUUUACAAUUUCUCAUGCUUAAUAACAAUCAGUACAACAACAAAAUAAAAUAUACAGAAUCAAAAAAAAAAAAUAAAAAUAUAACUCGUUUGGUUGCCAAAAAGUGCUAUUUAUACAUAUUUGUUGAAUAACUCAUAUUUAAAAUAUUUAAACAUACAUAUUAUACAGGAUGAUUUUUUUUUUAUCACGAACCUGUAAUAAUCUCUGUGUUGUUUAAGUGAAUUUGAUUUUUGUUUUUCUAAUCAUUAUAGAUUCGUUUAAGCUUUAUUUUAACACCAUUUUACAUUUUUAUGCCUACUUUUGAACUCAGAUUGGAAUAGAGAAUAUUUUUUAAAUGUUAAAAAUUAUGUUAAAAUAAAGCUGAAAUGAUUCUACUAUAAUAAUAAGAAAAAAUAAAAAUAAAAUUCACUUUAUAUCCUCUGAGAUAAUGAGAAGGUUCAUGAUAAAAAAAAUCACUUUGUAUAUCUUUAUAAUUUUAAUUUUAAAUAUAUUUAUUUAACUACUUAAAUGUAAAAUUUAUUUUUAUAACUACCAAAAAUAAAAAAACAAAAUAAUUUAUAAUUAGUACACAGUUAACUGAUUUUGCAAUCGCAUCAAAUCAACUGCAUUAAAUACAAUAUAUUUAAAAUGAAUUUGGUUUGAUAUUCAAAUAAAAUGUAGACAAUUUUUUGAAUUUUUAAUAAUUAAUAAUUGUAUUCAAAUAUUAAUGAAUUUACCAAUAAUUUUUUUUUAAAUAUAAUACUACUAUGUGACAUGUGUCAAGUCAUUCAACUAAAAAAGUUCUGCAUUUUAAGGAGUUUAUUGAUCUUGGAAGUUAAAUUAAGGGGACAGGAUUGCUCAUAUUUUAAUAAUUAACAUUUCUAAAUUAAUUUAUGCAAAGGGAAGUAUAUUAUAUUUUAAUAUUGCUUAAGGGCACAUAUUUUCUGAGUAUGUUAUGAAUAAUACAAAAAUAUAAAUUUUUAUUUUUAUGUAAAUUUUUUUUUUAAUUUGUUAUUAUUAAUAACAUAUUUUUAAUAAUAUUUUUUUGAAGGGUUUUUAAUUUUAACUAUAGGGUGAUCAAUCUAUCAUAAGACACUCACUAUCUUGGAAAAGUGUUGACUUUUUUCAAAAUUUCUUUUAAAGAACAUUUAUGAAACAAGCUGUUCUAAAAUUUAACAUUUACAUUAUUUUUAAUCACCCUAAUUUUUGCAGGUUAAACAAUUACCUACUUUUGAUUUUAAAAUGGCAACCUUUAUUACAAAUUCCAUAAAUAGAUGGAUUAGUAGUUAAAAUAAAUUUUGGUGUUUAAAUUGUAAUUUCCGUUAAUCCGCUGACGAUAUAUUUCACUUUUAAGUUUGAGUCGGGGGAGAGUUGUGGAGCAUCAUUUGUUGUAGUGGCACAGCGCGUGGUGUUUUACAGCGAAUGUGCUUCUACUCUUCCCCAACCAAAAAUUAAAAGUGUAAUUUAUUGUCAACGGAUUAACGGAAAUUACAAUUUAAAUUCUACUCCAUUUAUUUAUGGAAUUUGUAAUAUAGGUUGCUAUUUUAAAAUCAAAAGUAGGUAGUUUAACCCCUAAAAAUUAGGGUGACAAAAAAUAAUGUAAAUGUUCUUUAAAACAAAUUUUGGAAAAAGUCAACACUUUCCAAUAUAAUGAGUGUCUUAAAAUAGAUUGAUCACCCUCUAUACUUUGAUAAUAUCUGAAAUAUGAAAAAUAUUAAAGACAUACAAAUUAUUAUUCUAUCAUUGUAACGUAUGUGAUUUGAGCUGGAUUUCAUAGAUCAUACAACAAUUAGAUGGAAGUUUUGUAUAUAAUAAUUUUCUUUUUAUAUAAAUUUACUUGGUUUUUAUUUAAUUCAAGUAUUUAUACAAUUUUGUUUUAAAUGAAAACUAUUUUUUGUUUUACACAUUGUUGUUUUAAGUGAACGGGAUUAUUUUAAAGUUUAAUUAUUAUUUAUUAUAAUGUAUGUACAAAUUUGAAUAUUAAUAUCAUGCAAUUUUGUAUUCUGUAUUUAUAAGUAUACUUAGAAAAACAAAACAUAAAACAAUGUAAUUUUACUUUAAAUAAUAUAUAUAAAAAAAACGUAUAAACAUAGGAAUGAAAUAGUGCGCUUCAAAUAUUGGUAGAAAAACAUAUGUGUUUGAUAGAUUUUAAGACGAGACACUUCUACAGUAAAUCAUCAAUGUCAAUGAGGGGCUAGCUGUGGAGAAAAUUUGGAGUCUGCAAGAUGGAUAUUGGACAUUAGAUACCAUUUCUACUGCUGCUACAACUAUGUUUUCACUUAAAUUUAUCAAAACCACUUGUUUUUCUACCAUCUGCAAUUUUGCACUAUAAGAAACAUUUUAAACUAUAUUUUAAUUUAUAAUAUUAUUAAUGGUCAAUUUUAGAAAUCAUAAUAUUAAUACUAUUACUUUUAAAUUUUCAAAGUUUAUCCUUAAUCUUUUCCUUUUUUUAUUUUCAAAACAUUUUUUAACCUUCAGAUUAAUGAUUUUUUUUUUUAUCGUUAAUUAUUAUCAUUAACUAAUAUCUCCUUUAAUAUAUAAGUAGAUAACACUUACAAUAUUUAUUAUAAAUGAAAAUAAUGGUUUUGUUUUAAAAUUUGUUUUUAGGAGUUGACAGAUACGUCUGAUCCAGAAAAAAUUGGUGUUCCAACUGCAUUCAAUAGUUUGAAAACUACAGACUCUAAUAAUUUGGAUUGGAGUGUUGAAGAAUCAACAGUUAUUAAUUUGGAUGGGGCUGAGCUCAAUGAUUUUCCUGCUAAAUAUUCAGUUCCAUUAUUACAGCCAUAUGAAUUUGCUGCUGUUGGUGUUUGGAUUCAUCCAAAUAUUGUCCCUGGAUUUAAAUACAAAGUUCGACCAAUUGAAGCCAAAGAGGUUUGAUAAAUAUUAAUUACAAUUGGUAAAAACUUAAAACAGUAAAUAAUGUAGUUUUUAAUUUUAUUAGCGUACAAGAUUUUUAUUCGACAACAGAGCAUUGGAAUUAUUGAGUAUUGGUCGUGGUUAUUCAAGACGUUUAACAUUUGAGGCUAGUCCAGGAUUAUUGAAUGAUAAUGAAAAUUAUUUUUGGACUGAUUCCAUGCCUUCUGGUUAUGCGUUCCAAGUGCAUGUGGUUUCUAUUGGAGAUAAUUUUACAGUUUAUGAUGCGAACAAUGUUGCUGUUGCUAAAUUAGAAGUCACCAAAAUCGCGGUAAUUUUAUUAAAUUAUUAAAACAAUGGCAAUUAUAAUUAGGAUGUAGAUUUAAAUGCUCUAAUAAACAAGACAAAUUCCUUAAAAAAAAUAUAAUUUAAUGUGCCUGUAUAAAUAAAAAAAAGGUUGAAAAAUAAUACUUUUUAUUAGGUAUAUAAAUUUAUUAAACUAUAGUUCAAAUAGUAAUAUGAUUAUUACAACUCGAUAAAUAUUUUAUUAUAGUUGGCAUCAUAUUUAUCUGGUACAUUUGGUAAAUCUAUUAUACAUUUUAAAAACAGAAAUAUGAUAUUUUUUUAGGAGGAAAUAAAAAUAAAUUUUGUCAAAUUUUGUGAUAACACUAGUUACUAAAAAGAAAAAAAAUGCCUUAAAAACCUAAAAGUACAAAGUUUCAUAUUUUAUUCUUUGAUAUAUGAAACAAAUUUUGUGUUUAUAAAGCAUUACUGUAGGACAUUCAGAAAAAAUGUAAUUUGCAUUAUAAUCUGCACCACAAUUUUAAUAAUAUAAAUUUUUAUCAAGAUAAUAAAUGGGAUGUUAAAUUGUUUCUAUUCACUUAAUUGACAACAACUCUAGUGUCAAUCUUUAGUUUCCUUUAUCUACUCUAUAAUUCUGUUUAUACAAUGUGAUUUUUUUUUAUAUUUUGUUGACACAUUCCUAAGUUAAUGAGUGGGAUUUUCUACUAAACCAUUUAAAAUAGUUAUAUGUUUCUUUUAUAAUAUAUUUGUUUUAUUAUUUUAGCUUAAUUUAUAAAAUAAUUAAUUUUUUUUUUUUUUUAAUUAUUUGAUAACUGUAGGACAUUAUAAUAAUAGCAUAUUUAACUUUUUAGAGCGCUCAGAAAGAAAUCAAACAUGAAGUAACAAAGAACGACGAGGUGGAGAAAAAUGUGGAAGUCAGUAUGUUAUGUAAAGUCGAAUGGUUUUAUAAAGAAGAGUCAACUGCAGUUACACCAGUAAGUAUCUGUUGUACAUUAUAUAAUAUAUAUAUACAAACAUAAUGCUGAAUUGGAAUGCCCCAAGAGGAAAUUUUAUGACCAACUUGAAGCAUUGAACAACAAUGCUUCGCCGGCAACCAUAGAAUGGAUUAAAAACAUUGAUAUCAAAUUCUAGUCAGUUACUAAAGAAUAUUUAACCUUACUAUAUAUAUUGCAAUGUUGUUCCUAGUCUAUUGUUAUUGUUUUGUUUUGCUGACAUAGCCUUAUUAAUGUUAUUCAUUUUUUCCAAUUUUUAUUAAUUUUUUUGUUUUUGAUUUAUGCAAUAUGAAUAAAUAAACAUGUGUAUAUUUAAAAAAUAACUAUAAUAUUCUGUUAAAUUUUGAAUGUUCUUUAUGAGUCGUAAUUUUAAUAUUUUUCUUUUCUACAGGUUACUGGUAUUGCUGUGGCUUCUAAACCACUACGUGGAUCAGCUAAGCUUAUACAAAUAUUAGAUGCUUGUAUUGGUUUUAUGCCAUGUCGAGGUUACACUUUGAUACCUGGUGUGGACGAUAAACAACGUCAAAUGAUGUUGAAUGGCUGUAGUAUUGGUGAUGCACCUACAACGUACACAAUGACCGGUUUAGAACCAUAUGAAUUGCCCGUGAUUGGUAAUUAACAAAAGUCUAUUUCUACAGUAUUGCAGUUCCAAAUAAUUUUAAUUUUUUUUUAGGUACUUAUAUUGAUCCAAGAAUCAUUCCUGGUUUUUAUUAUAAAGUACGUCCAGCUGGGCACAAAAACUAUUUAUUCGGGGGCAAUGCAUUACAACUAGUUAACAUCGGAAUGGGAUAUGGAAAGCGUAUUACUUUUAAACCCGACAUGCAUAACCUUAAUAAUAAUACAAACUUUUUCUGGAGUGAUUCAUACCCGGAGGGGUACGGAUUUGAACCCCAAGCUGUAUUAUGUGGCAUGAAAUUCAAUGUCUUGGAUGGAACCCAACGUAUUGGUGAAGCUAUCGUGUUCCGCAGUGAUAAUCCUCAAGUUGAGGGUCAACAAUGUAUUGUAGGGUUAUUAUUAGAUUUUUAAUAAUAAUUAUACUUUACUAAAUGUAUGUAUUUUUUAAUCAUUUCUAGGUGGUAGGAAAAACUGGAGUAACUGUGACCAAGUACAUUCAUGUGGACGUGACAUGUCAAGUAAUGUUAGAGAGUGAUAAAUGUGAUAAGGAGUCUCAUGCUCUUCGUGUUUCCGGCACUGCAGUUGUAGUAAAAUACCCCAAAGAAAACGAAUCAAAAUUACUUUAUAUCGAUAAUGUUGGUCUUAGCUCCAAGCUUAACUUGGUGUUUAUGAAUCAAAAAUCCCAUGUCAUUUUUCAAGCUGUUUAA